CGAAUUCAGUGCUUUUAAAUGAACACAAAAUGCAGUUCACCCAAAUGUCCACAAUCGCGACGCCUUCACUUGACACCUGUGUUUAGUUAACAGUAAAAAUCACGUUUUCCCAAAUCAACUGAAUCCAUACAUUGUUUCGCUUCGCUGUACUCGACACUCCUCCUCAGUGAAAUACGAGACGCACUUUAACACUUGGAUUUUACCUGUAUAUCAUUAUCAGCCACAUCCACAUUGAGAAGAAAGCUGGAAUCAACUAAUUUAUCCUUUAUUAGCUAAAUGUAACAACUGGGAACACGGCAUUGUUCUCUGAGCACAACACAAACCCGGUGUAACCUUUUCGCAACCCUUCUUUUACACGCCUUAGUUCCGGGUCUUUCCGCAGGUUGGGAUAGUGAUUAUGGAAGUAUGAGCGAGUCGCUGGAGUUGAAGCCCAUUCACGUUGUCUGUGACAACAAUAAUGUGACGAGUGACCAAACGAUUGAGGUGAUUCCAGGGAAUGGUGCUUGCUCAGACCACGUCAGAUCAGAGAGAAAUGAAGGGUCCCCUCUUCUACCAACAUCACAGGUCGCUGAGGACAAUAAGGAACAGCAUGUUGAUGUGGAUAGUGAUGUUGAUACUGACUCUUUAAGUCAACCCAAGUGGCUAAGGGAGUUGCGGAGGGUCAAGAGAGAACUGAAUGAGGUGGUGGUGUGGAAACUCAAACUAUGGACAUUGAUACUUAUCAUCUUAUUAGUUAUUGCUCUGGUUAUUGGGAUCUCAAUCAUCGUGUGUGCAGUUGGUCAUGAAGAUGAGGAUGAAAAAUAUGACAAAUCAUCAUUUGUGGUGGCACGCUUCUUCAGAGGAAAUUUUACUCUGGACGGUAACAGUUUCACUUCAAACUCUCAGGACGAAGAUGCUAUCAAAAAGCUGGAACAAAAGCUGAAAGAAGUCUACAGUUCAUCACCUGCAUUGGAACGGUACUUCUCCAGUAUCACCAUAAACAAUCUUCAGGACACUGCAGCCCAGUUUAAGCUCAUGUUCAUGAUGCCUUUAGAAAAUGACGAGUUGAUACAAAACACUUUGAGUCUAAAGAUAGUUAAAAAUGUGCUGCUCCAACACUUGUAUGAUCGAGACACUGAAGAACCUUUCUAUAUCAUACCAACAUCACUCCAGAUGGAAGUUGGGUAGACAUGCCAAAAUUAACUACAAGAUGGAUGUUGUAAAUUGAACCACUGGUACCCUCAUCAGAAAACAAAACAUUCCAUUCAUCACAUUAUUUCAUUUGACUGCCUUCUGCACUCUUUAACAGAUCUCCUAAUACUAAUUAUUAUCCACUAUUUAUAAUUAACUCAGACUUUAGAGGUUCGCUUCAAAAUAUAAUUGCAAUGUCAGUUUUCAUACAGUAUGUUUUACAUACUUUAUAUAACAAAUUACUUUUUUAUUAUUUUGUUUAUUAUUAAUAUUUUUUAAGUAUUUAACACUUAAUUGAAAACUUAAUUUUGACAUUAUUAUUAUUAUUAUUAUUACUACUAUUAUUAUUUUAAAAUGGAUAAAUGCAGAAUGUGGAGGUUUAUGUUCAUCACAGUUUGAGUCUCAAAACACUGAAGUUCCAAACCUGUUCAGUUGCUAUGAUGGUAACGUCCAUGUUGUUCCAAAAUGAAUUUCUGUAAUAAUGCUCUAAGUGUACUUUUAUUGAUUGAACACUGGACCUUUUUUUUAAUCACUGUGGUGCAGUUCUUCGUAUGCAUGUGACAUUUUUUUUUAAAGGCUUUUUUUUUUUUUUUAAUAAAAAAUUGUG
Molecule: messenger RNA, 1777 nt
Organism: Labeo rohita (rohu)
Lineage: Eukaryota; Metazoa; Chordata; Actinopteri; Cypriniformes; Cyprinidae
Product: TPA-induced transmembrane protein
Exons: 9
Coding region: 406-1167 (253 amino acids)
Source: RefSeq, a predicted model, not a curated record